GGAUGACAUACACGUGACUAUAGCGGAGAAACAAUGUUCCGACAGCGCCCUCCCGAAUCACAGGGUCUCGAUUGGUCGGUUUAUCUUCUCUUCUACAUAUUCCGUCCUCGUCGCUUCGGCCACUCGUCGGGCGCAAUUGCAUUCCUCUGUGGGAAGCAGUUGCCUGACUCAUCUCAUAUCUGCGUCGCUUCUCGCUCGACAGUCCGUUGCAUCGGAUAUCUCGCCAGUCGGAGAAUUUGGGCACCUCGGUUAUAUCGGUCAUCUACGGCACUUGAGGAUAGCUUGAAUCGUAAUCGAUCAGUAUCUUGGUUACCGGUCCUGGGAAAGCAGACACUCUGUUUAUACUGUCUUUCUUAUCAUCUUGCAAGCAGCCCAUGGAAUGAAACAGUACACCUCACACCACCUCUUGUCGCCUUUUCUAUCAGCAUCACUCUCAAGCAGUCCGUUCAUUCCACUUUAUCCCAGACCUUGAAGAUCCAUCAUGGCUGCAAGCUCGCUCCUUGUUGCGCCUAUCCGCGCAUCCGGACAAUAUGGUCCCCGUCUAUUCAAUGGGGUCAGAUCCAUCCCCAUUGCCCAUGGCUCUGCCGCGCGGACAGUUUGGCAGGGUGUUCCGUCAAAGGAGCCCUGCUAUUCCUCGAUAUUUACGUUGGCCAGACACUCGCGUUCCCUGCAGCACCGGUAGGAUCUCUCCUUUUUCAAAGCCGGAUCGAUGUUGACCGGUUUUCAGACCAUCGGCAAUGAAGUCCUUGACCUGUACCGGGGCAUCCCAAUGGGUACAAGCAUUCCACCAGCAGAAGACGCUGUUGGAGGAUAAGAAAGAAUCGGAACAACCGCUUCCUGAUGGCUCUAAAUCCGACUCCAAGAAGUCGCCAAUUCUUUCUCGGAUACCGCGGCCAACUACUCAUGAAAACAUCUACACCGUGCCCAACGUUCUCACCUUCUCACGCUUGGUCGCUGCUCCUCUAGUGGGUUACUUCCUGGUGCACGACCACCAUGCAGCAGCGCUGGGACUCUUUGCGUAUGCUGGAAUUACGGACCUGGUUGAUGGUUAUAUUGCGCGACGCUAUAAUCUCCAAACGGUAGUUGGCACGAUCAUUGAUCCGAUGGCCGAUAAGCUACUCAUGACCAUCGGUGUUGCUUGUUUAGCGGUCAAUGGGUCCAUUCCCGUUUGGCUUGCUGUCAUCAUACUUGGCCGGGAUAUUGGUCUUGCCAUAUCCGCUAUUUACUAUCGCUGGAUCUCUCUCCCGCCGCCCAAGACUAUGGCCCGCUACUGGGAUUUCUCUCUGCCAUCUGCAGAGGUGAAACCCACGGCAAUCUCAAAGGUCAACACGGCUCUGCAGCUUCUGCUCGUCGGAAGUGCCAUCGCCAUGCCUGUGGUUCCAGAGCCAUUCCUCGAUGCAUGGCACUUGAAGGAGGCAAUGACCGCAUUCCAGUACCUCGUCGCGGGAACCACCGUUUGGUCCGGCCUGAGCUACGUCUUUUCUAGAAACGCGGUGAAAAUCCUCACGAAGGAGGAAAUCCAGAAGCGCAUUGCCAGGGCCAGUGCAAACAAAAAGUCUUCGUAGAUUAUCGAGUCCGAGCUGUAUAGUACCAUGUGUAUUGUAUGUAUAUAAAUAGCCGUGGCAUAGCAUACCUAGCAUAUCAUAGUGGAUGUUUGUCAGACUCAUUGAAGCAAGCAUAUUCUUUGUUUGUUCAUGUUUUGUCUUCUUCUUCUCUCUUCAUCCUACUUA
Messenger RNA from Aspergillus melleus, 1730 nucleotides. RefSeq names its product cardiolipin synthase. Bases 738 to 1565 code for a protein of 275 amino acids. Gene Ontology annotation, cellular component: mitochondrion; membrane. The transcript is spliced from 4 exons. NCBI's taxonomy places the organism in Eukaryota, Fungi, Ascomycota, Eurotiomycetes, Eurotiales, Aspergillaceae. Gene Ontology annotation, biological process: cardiolipin biosynthetic process. The record is from RefSeq and is a predicted model, not a curated record. Gene Ontology annotation, molecular function: cardiolipin synthase activity.